Wasmannia auropunctata (little fire ant) is the source of this 638-nucleotide messenger RNA. RefSeq lists its product as uncharacterized. The transcript is spliced from 3 exons. Bases 1 to 618 code for a protein of 205 amino acids. The record is from RefSeq and is a predicted model, not a curated record. NCBI's taxonomy places the organism in Eukaryota, Metazoa, Arthropoda, Insecta, Hymenoptera, Formicidae.
AUGGUCGCCACUAAAUUACCGCACGGCGGUGUGUACCUGACGAGGCUGUUCCACGAGCGGGACGUCUUCGGCGUCCCCUUCGUCGUCGCCGCUUGCUCGUUGCCGGUACGCUGCUGUCGGUAUGAUGAAUCGAUAGCUAAUCAACCAUGCGCGAUCGAUUUAACGAUCGAUUCCCUCGUCGCAGAUUCGCGAAGACGUGCGUCAAGUUCGAAAGUUCGAAGAAAAAGUCCUGGAACUCCCGGCGGAUGGGCGGAGGGCGCGGCGGACAACCUGAAAGAGGAUCCGAAAGCGCAUGCCGGCCUCUUGGCUGUAACGCUAGAAUGUCCUCGUGCACUAACGUCCUCUGAAGAAGUGGAUCAAAAUUACGUAGCAAAAUCCAGUUUUCUGCACAAUUUGUGCGACGUGAUUGGUCGACGUUUGACAAGCUGCAUCACGCGUCCACGUGAUCUACGAGUGCUCGUCAGUGGUGUUUCCGACUACACGACUCUCGUAAUCCGUGGCGCGAGACGUCUUUCAUCAUGGCACACGUCAGCACAGUGCGCCCUCUGCUCCCCUUCUUCGUGUAUUUGUAUAUGUGUGAUGUGGAGAGCUGGUCGGCUCGACGAGGAGUGCGUUUAGACUAAAUUCGCGGGGCGUGC